This is a messenger RNA of Amphimedon queenslandica, 1262 nucleotides long. Its product is annotated as protein CNPPD1-like. The record is from RefSeq and is a predicted model, not a curated record. Gene Ontology annotation, molecular function: cyclin-dependent protein serine/threonine kinase regulator activity; protein kinase binding. Bases 167 to 1213 code for a protein of 348 amino acids. Gene Ontology annotation, cellular component: cyclin-dependent protein kinase holoenzyme complex; nucleus. Gene Ontology annotation, biological process: regulation of cyclin-dependent protein serine/threonine kinase activity. NCBI's taxonomy places the organism in Eukaryota, Metazoa, Porifera, Demospongiae, Haplosclerida, Niphatidae. The transcript has 9 exons.
GCCACACCCUGCAUCUUCUGGAGGUGAUUAGGUGAAGUUGUGAUUCUGAACACGAAGCUUUAGAAGCCCAUUCUCCCUCUGCUACACCCCUCUUUCCCUCUUCUCAUCUUAGACCUUUCUUUGUCAGUCAUUAAAAGUCAGAUAAACAUUGCCGAAAGACGGAGUUAUGAAAGGAGAGACGCUUGUUGAGUCAAGACUCUGGGAGAGGAUUCGUCCUAAACUUUAUUUACCUGAUGACGCAGACGAAUACACAACAUCUUCACGGAGCUUAGCCAAUUUAUCACAAAGUGCUUUCAUAAAGUCAUGUUCAAAGAGAGAGAAACCUUUGAAAAUGGGUUACAUGGUUGACGUGUGCAGGAAUGGUUCUGUAACUCCUUGUGCUUUGAUGCUCGGGUUGAUUUAUUUGCAACGCUUGUCAAAGUGUAAUCGCGAAUACUUGUCUCGUGUCCCUUCCACUGAUUUGUUCUUGACAUUAAUGGUUGUAACAUCAAAGUAUUUACAGGAUGAAGGUGAAUUGGAAGCACUGGUUAACUCCGAAUGGGCUGAUAUUGGUAAGCGUUCAAAAUCAAGGGUUGAUUCAUUGGAGCAUGAUUUCCUUCAAGCAAUUGAUUGGAAACUCUUCGUGUCACAGAAAGAGUACAGGGACUUUGUGAUGUCUGUGGAAGCAGAGAUAUCAUGCACUGAAGCACAGUCACGUGGGUGGUGGUCUUAUACAGAUUUAGCUUCACUUUGGAAUGCUUCAGACACUAAAGGAAUACUAUCAACCAUUAUCAAACAGUGCACUAAAACAAUGGGGACAAGUUUAGCCAUCUAUUUGGUUGCUGUUACUGCUCUGCUUUCUUCUUGCCCCUCGUGGAAUGAAGCAUGUAGUAACAACACUCCUAAUAAGACAGUUGGUCUUGAUAGUGGGUCUGAUGUAUCUCUAAUUGAUGACCACUCUGCAUCCCAUUCCCAUUGGGUCUGUCCUCCUGUUGUUAAUGUGACAGAUCCUGCUGUGCUGGACUUGGGAUUAAUGAGCAGUGAAGAAAGAGUAAAAUCCCUUGUUGAUUUAUGCUGUUUUGGGGAACAGAAUCAAAGUGUCAUGACUAAUCGUGUUAUUCCAUCCUUUUACACAUCGGUUAUUAACAGUACUGCUAAACCAGGUAACUUGAUUAUUGGGAAUUUUGAUGGAGGAGGAAAGCCUGGUUUUGUGUUUAAACAUUGUCAUCAUUGAUUUAUUUUAAAAAGUUAUUUUGAUAUUGAGAAAAUAUUGUUAGUCAAUA